AUGUCAAGCAGCAGCAGCAGCAGUGACCAUGCUACGAGCGACCCCGUCGAUCGCAUCAACCGCGCGAUCGAGCGUCUGGACUGGACGAGUCUUGGUGCCGUCCUUGAGAUGCCUGGGAACCCGGGGUAUCGCCUUUGCGCCGCGACCGAGGCCGACUUCGAGACGUACGUGGCGGCAUCCGAGUUCCAGGAGCUCCGUUCGCGCUACUUGAUUUUGAACGACGGCUUCCUUUUCAUCGUCGAAAUGCCAUCUGGGCUCCACGUCUUGCUCGCCGGCGCCGUGGCCGACCGGUACAGGGACAACGCAUCUCGGAUCCCGUGGCAGUACCUCUGGGUCGUCGGCGACACCAAGGUCUCCAAGUUUGGCGGUUCGAUGGCCGACUACAAGAAGGCCAUUUUGAAAAAUUAG
Molecule: messenger RNA, 408 nt
Organism: Saprolegnia diclina VS20
Lineage: Eukaryota; Oomycota; Saprolegniomycetes; Saprolegniales; Saprolegniaceae
Exons: 2
Coding region: 1-408 (135 amino acids)
Source: RefSeq, a predicted model, not a curated record